Messenger RNA from Linum trigynum, 1986 nucleotides. The record is from the annotation of a GenBank genome assembly. NCBI's taxonomy places the organism in Eukaryota, Viridiplantae, Streptophyta, Magnoliopsida, Malpighiales, Linaceae.
AUGGUAUCGACGAAGUCAAUGAAGGCGGCAGAGAAAGCGGCUCAGGCAGCCGAGAAGGGCACGGAUGCGGGUGACGUAGGGCUCGACGGGGAGUUGGAGGAUCUCACGGAGAUCGAAGGGCUAGGAAGAGAUCACGGCCGCACUCUCGAAGCGUUGUUGGCGGCGGUGGAGGCGCUGCAGGGACAGGUGAGCAGUCUGACGGAGGCUUGGAAGAGAGGCGGGGCAGCGGUUGGAGAUGGCGAGAAGCCGCCGGAGGAGAAGGGCGCGGCGGAGGAGUCCGCCUCGGUGGCGGCGGUCGGCGGCCAGGGAGCCGAGAAGGGUUUGGCGGAAGGGGGGGCAGCGGCAAGUAACCCUAGCCGACCCCCUGUUUCGCGUCCGGGCCAAGUCUCGUUCGGCCCAACAAUCAAGGAUGGGCUUUUGCCUACUCCAUCGGCCCAGGAGAUGGCUCGUGCGCGUGGCAAGGCCAAGAUGGCCGAGUACGUGGAUCCGGGCUCGCACGCGGGCCUGAACUUGGAGGAGCUGGUGGACCCGGGGCAGGAGAGAGAUCGCGGGCCUUGGCCCAACAAGCAGAGUGGGCUGGGCGCGGAUGGCUGGAGAGAGGAGGGCAGCUCAAUGGGCCGAGCCCAGUGGGAAGGCGGACCAGGAGGAGGCUGGAGGGAGUCGGGCCGCGGGUGGGAGCCUGGCCGGUCGGGAGCAACAGGCCGAAAUCAAUCGGGCCGGGGUGACUUGGGCCGAGCAGGGAUGGGCCGGGUCCCCAACGGUCGGGCCGAGACUGGUCGGACCGAAUCCGGUCGGGCCAUGGUCGAACCGGUCCAGCCGGCUGGGUAUCAGAAUCAGGCGGGCAGCAGGUGCUACCCAGGGCCGCAAGGCCAGUUCGACGAGUAUUGUGGGCCCUUUCCUUCUUCGGCAUUCCAGCGGGGCGCCGGGAAGGACUCCAGGAGGAUAUGGACGGGGGAUCGAAGGCUGAAGGGUGAGUUAAGCGGAAGGGCCGGGUACCAGGAGGAUGAGGGCGACGACUGGGGGUGUGACGGGGACCCGCGCUUCACUCAGCACUACUACAGCGGGGGCCCAAGUUCGGGAAGGAAUGCCGGUCAUUUCCGGGGUGGGGAGGAAGAGGAUGAGAUGGUGUUUCGAGCGCGGCCUCCCACUAUUGAGUUCCCGAAGUACAAUGGUCGUGAGGAUGCAGGAUUGUGGCUGUACUCAGCUGAGCGAUGGUUCAAGAACCAUCCCACUAGGGAAGAACGAAAGGCGCAGUUAGCUUCCUUCUACCUGGAGGGAGAUGCCCUGCAGUGGUGGGAGUGGAUGGAGCGGACCUAUGCCGAGGCUCAUACGCUAAUCACUUGGCCGAUGUUCAAGGAGGAGUUGCGGUACCAGUUCGGGAAAUCCGAAGGGUGGGCCCCGGAGCAGCUAGCCAAGCUACGCCAGACAGGGACGGUGGCGGACUAUAGGGCCGAGUUCUUCAAGCUGGGAAACCAAUGCAAGGGUGUCCCAGAAGAGACAUUGGUGGGCUUGUGCAUGGCGGGGCUCCGACCGGAGAUUGCAGCGGCUGUCCGGGUAUUUGAGCUUGAUUCACUGCGAGCUGUUUUCCGUCUUGCAGGUAAUAAGGAGGAGGAACUGGCUAGCUGGCGGGGCGUGAUAGGCCGGUAUCAAAAGCCGAGUGGAGGAGGAAGUGGAAGCGGACCGAGUAGCAGCCCAGGGGUCCCGGCGCUGGGCCCUAGCACUGGAGGGGGAGUGACGACUGGUCCAACCACAGCGGCCAUUCGAGCGGGACCAAGGGCUCCGCCCAAGGGGUUUACUAGGUUGUCACCUGCCGAGAUUGAGCAGAAGAGACGGGAGGGAAAAUGUUUUAAUUGUGAUGAGAGGUUCACCUUUGGUCACAAAUGCGGGAAACCUGAUCUAAUGUUCUUGGUGGGGCGCUGGGAAGAUGAGGCCGAGGACGAAGUCACAGAGGAUUCUGGCGCUGGGCGAGAGAAGCCUCAACCUUGA